This is a messenger RNA of Lolium rigidum, 1672 nucleotides long. Its product is annotated as putative serine/threonine-protein kinase. The record is from RefSeq and is a predicted model, not a curated record. NCBI's taxonomy places the organism in Eukaryota, Viridiplantae, Streptophyta, Magnoliopsida, Poales, Poaceae. The coding region runs from base 177 to 1349 and encodes 390 amino acids. Gene Ontology annotation, molecular function: ATP binding; protein kinase activity. Gene Ontology annotation, biological process: protein phosphorylation. The transcript is spliced from 7 exons.
GCCAGCGCCAGCGCAAAAUCCUGCUUGCCCUCGGGGCAAGCACCGGGCGGAACUUCUGCUCUCUGCUUCCGCCGCAGCUGCCGUCACAUCGUCUGUCUGCCCAUCAGCUCCGGCCACGGAUUAGAGCUGGCCCCCGUCGCGUAGAGGCUUCAACGGAGGCCGCGCGACUUUGGCGCAUGGGGAGUUCCGCCAGCUGCCUGUGGGGCAGCUCCAAGUCCACCGCAGAUCGGACCGGUCAAACCGUGGCGGCGUCUCCUCGUUCUGGCCAUUUAUUAUCAAGAUCCGGACGAAAUGUACAAGUCUUCUCCCUAAAAGAGUUGAAGACUGCCACCCGGAAUUUUCACAUGCUGAAUUGCAUUGGCCGUGGAGGUUUUGGGCCUGUUUAUAAGGGAGACCUGAAAGAUGGCAGACAAGUUGCAAUUAAAAGGCUUGCAGCUGAAUCAAAGCAAGGGGCUGACGAAUUCUUGACAGAGAUCGAUGUCAUAUCAAAUGUCAGGCACCCCAACCUUGUAAGGCUGAUUGGUUGCUGUGUCGAAGGGAAUAACAGAUUAUUGGUGUAUGAAUACGCGGAGAACAACAGUUUGUCAAAUGCUUUACUUGGACCAAAGAGUAGAUGUAUCCCAUUGAACUGGCAAAGAAGAGAAGCCAUUUGUACCGGAACUGCUUCUGGUCUUGCAUUUCUUCAUGAGGAAGCACAACCACGAAUUGUUCACCGUGAUAUCAAGGCUAGCAACAUCUUACUCGACAAGAAAUUGCUUCCUAAAAUUGGAGAUUUUGGACUAGCUAAGCUUUUCCCAGAUGCUGUCACUCACAUCAGCACGCGUGUUGCAGGAACAAUGGGUUACCUGGCACCAGAGUAUGCCUUGUUGGGACAGUUAACCAAGAAAGCAGAUAUAUAUAGUUUUGGGGUGCUUCUUCUUGAAGUGAUAAGUGGUGAAAGCAGCAGCAAAUCGACUUGGGGGGAAGAUUUGCAUGUCCUUGUGGAAUGGACAUGGAAGCUGCGAGAAGAAGGAAGGCUUUUGGAAAUUGUUGAUCCAGACCUGGAGGAAUACCCGGAGGACCAAGUGCUUCAUUUCAUCAAGGUGGCACUCCUGUGCACCCAAGCAACGGCGCAGCAGAGGCCAUCCAUGAAGCAGGUGGCGCAUAUGCUAUCUAACCAAACAGAAAUCGAUCUUCAGAAUGCUGUCCCACCCGGUGUGCUGAAAGAACCCCGUCGUAAGAUGGGUAGUUUGACACUGGACACGUCCUCAAGUCAAAUGACCAGACGCAACGCGGCUGGAUCCUGCAGCACGCAGACCAGAGACAUGAACAGCUAUCAGUUUAGCACGACCGAAAUUUCUCCUAGGUGAGGCGGUGGAUGAGCUUGCAAACUUGCUCGCCACCUUCAGAAGUCUCAAACACUGACAUGAGGUUUUGCUGUGCUGGGGUUGCUCACACAGUUUUUCUUGAGGUGAAAAAUUGAACAGUGUAUACUUCAAGCCUGAUCCAUAUUUAUCCUGGUUCAGGAACUAGACAGGAUGCCAAGGGAAUAUCUGUAAAUUGGUGUUGUGCAGAAUGUGUAGUUUACUUCUUUCAUAGGUCAUUACAUGUUAUUCUUUAGUGCUCAGUGUUACAGAUGCAUUGCAAGGAUAGUAUGUCUUUGAGACUCCAAAUAUUUAAGGCACCAUAUGAG